UUAGCUAGACAACAUAUAAAAAGAUGGGCUGAGCCUCACAACGCUUCAGUGGAUUCUCCACCAUCAGAAAGAGAAAUGUCUGACCAAAAUGUCCACAAGGCUGGUUUCACUUCCUCUGGGAUCACAAAAGGAUCGCUUGCUUCAUCCAUAAUGUCCCAGGAAGCAAAAGCGUCUGGGGGAGGCGUGCAUUCUGGAGGUCCUACUGCUACUCUCCAAAAAAUGGGUGCCGAAGGCUCAACCCAUUCAGCAGGCUUUACCAGCAGUGGGAUUGCUCCUGAAUCCCAGGCCUCCGAGAUGAUGUCUGAGGAGGCCAAAUCAAACAAAGGCAAAACUCCCAGGGGCGGUACAACUUCCACUGCCCAGUCCAUCUCAAUGGGUGGCAAAGGAGGAAGGUCCUGAAUAGAAGAAAAACAUCAGUCCAGAAGCAAGCUCUUCAAGCAGUUCAUCUUUACCAACAUCCUUUACCACAGUCAUUUGACAACUUCACCCCUUCUUUGCUCUCCCUGUCACUGACCUAAAAAGAAAAGCCUUUUUCCAAUGCACAGAUAAAGUUUCUAAUAAAAUGA
This is a messenger RNA of Egretta garzetta (little egret), 566 nucleotides long. Its product is annotated as interferon alpha-inducible protein 27-like protein 2. Gene Ontology annotation, cellular component: membrane. The coding region runs from base 76 to 399 and encodes 107 amino acids. NCBI's taxonomy places the organism in Eukaryota, Metazoa, Chordata, Aves, Pelecaniformes, Ardeidae. The record is from RefSeq and is a predicted model, not a curated record. The transcript has 3 exons.